GUCAGCACUCGUCAAAGUGUAAACAAACUUAUACCUUUUAGUAAAUUUAAAAAAGGACAAUUAAUCUUUCCGUGGUUCAAAUAUGUUUCCUGUGAGUUCUCAAAAAAAGCAUUGGUUGUUCACCGAUGAAAAAGAAAUUGCUCAACUGCGUGAACAGGCGAAUGCCGCUUAUAUUGUUAAACAUGGAUCUCACAUGACAAAAGAGAAGAGAGAAAAUCAUUUCUUAUCAUGUCAGGAGGAGGAAAGUUUACUCAGGUAUUGGGAAAUAUCUAUGAAAAAAUUUUGCAAAAACUUCAAUCCACCUAUGCCAAAAGCUACAGCAGCCACAUCGUUACACUAUUUUAAAAGAUUUUACCUGCGAAACAGUGUAAUGGAUUAUCAUCCUAAAUAUAUAAUGGUUACCUGUAUUUACUUAGCGUGUAAGGUAGAAGAAUUUAAUGUUUCAAUUGUACAAUUUGUCGCCAAUGUAAAUGGAGAUAAAGAAAAGUGUUGCAACAUAAUUAUAAACAAUGAACUUUUGUUGAUGCAACAAUUAGAUUAUCAUUUAACUAUUCACAACCCGUUUAGACCUGUGGAAGGAUUUCUCAUAGAUAUUAGGACAAGAUUUCCUUCUUUGGAAAAUCCAGAUGAUUUAAGGCCACUCAUAGAUGAGUUCCUUGAAAAAGUAUUUUCCACUGACGCAGUUUUAAUCUAUGCUCCUAGCCAAAUUGCAUUAGCCGCAAUCUUACAUGCUGCAUCAUCGACAAAAGCCAAUUUAGAUUCUUAUGUGACAGACUUACUUCUAUCCAGAGAACAAUUGAAAAACAUUGUUGCAGCUGUUAAAGAAAUUCGAAUGAUGGUAAAAGGUAUACCAGCAACUAUAUCAGUUGAAACUAUGAAAUUAUUGGAAAAGAAAUUGGAAAAAUGCAAAAAUCCAGAGAAUGACCCUGACAGUGAUAUAUAUAAACAACGCAUGGAAGAAAUGAUAGAUGAGGACGACAUUUCUAAUAAUAAAACAUAUGCUAAACUUACACACUCACAAAGUGAGUGUAGUAAUGAUAAAAUUCUAGAUCAAAUUUUUGACCAAAGUAUAUGUAAUUAAUAAAAAAAUUAUAUUGGUCAAUAAAAAGUACAUGAAAAAUCAAUCAUGUUUUAAGUUGACGAAUGUUAGAUAAUGAUAUUUGUUAUUAGGUGUUUACAAAUUCAAAUUGAACAUACAAUAAGACUUUCAUUAAAAAAUAUCA
This is a messenger RNA of Trichogramma pretiosum, 1223 nucleotides long. RefSeq names its product cyclin-H (gene CycH). The record is from RefSeq and is a predicted model, not a curated record. Gene Ontology annotation, cellular component: nucleus; transcription factor TFIIK complex. Lineage: Eukaryota; Metazoa; Arthropoda; Insecta; Hymenoptera; Trichogrammatidae. Gene Ontology annotation, biological process: regulation of cyclin-dependent protein serine/threonine kinase activity; regulation of transcription by RNA polymerase II; DNA-templated transcription. Bases 83 to 1081 code for a protein of 332 amino acids. The transcript is spliced from 6 exons. Gene Ontology annotation, molecular function: cyclin-dependent protein serine/threonine kinase regulator activity.